Exophiala mesophila is the source of this 2144-nucleotide messenger RNA. RefSeq lists its product as uncharacterized. The coding region runs from base 572 to 1927 and encodes 451 amino acids. The record is from RefSeq and is a predicted model, not a curated record. NCBI's taxonomy places the organism in Eukaryota, Fungi, Ascomycota, Eurotiomycetes, Chaetothyriales, Herpotrichiellaceae. The transcript has 5 exons.
UUUCCAUCCGGAGCACCAACUCCCCCCUCAAACAGGGGGCCCAUGAAUAGCCUCAACCCUGCUCCUCGCUGGGGUCACCCAUGAACAUGGCUCCUUGUCGUCGAUGUCAUCCCAAGCUAGUCGUUGACAGGAACAAGCUGCAGACGACACUAUCAUUCGUCUCGGGCGCCUCUUGAGUUUUUGAACAGAGGUAGGGCGUUCCUCUCUGCCAAUGUUGCCUCUGUUCCACAUCUACAGCCAUAAAACAUAAACACACAAAGCCCACCUCAGCUGGCGAGGAUCUCUCAGCUCCAUCUUGCACUAUUCAAAGGGUCGGAGCAUUUCCCUCAACCCAAUUCCCCAGUCACUCCCUCUUGCCAAAACAUUUCCCGCCCCUUCCUUCCACUGAUCCACAUUUGAAGAUCAAACCUUCAAUCAGAUCCUGCUGUGCAAGUCUCCCACGUGUCUGAGAUCGUUUUAACCCGCCUGCCCUGCACCGCCUGCACCACCUCUCCCGACUUCCAUCUCAAAAACCAAGUCUGUUCCCUCACCGAAACCCUCGCCUUCUCUCUCGGCCGAUUCAACAGACAAAAUGGUUCUGUCGUUGAACUACCGUCGUCCUGCCUAUGUCUCGGACUCACGACAGUCCCUCGACUCCGAGAAAGGUGGAAAGUCCGAAUCUGUGACGUCCAGUGGUAGUUGCCCAUAUGGCAUCCCGGACGCUCUUUCUUUCGACAAGAUCAUCAGUGGAGGUACUUGCCCUCCCGUGACGACCCGCGAGUUUAUGGACUUUCUUUUCCAUAUUGAGCAUGAUGCCGAAAAUCUCCAAUUCUAUCUGUGGUACCGCGACUACUGCAAACGUUUUGCGGAGCUCCCCGAAAGUGAGCAGAAGUUGGCCCCAGAAUGGACCGCCGAAGACGCUCUGGCGGAAAAGACGGGUGGCGAGAAGGAAAAGCUCCCAAAGAAAAUCGACCCUCAAGCCGCCGCAGUGCUCAAAGGCACCGACUUCGACACAAAUGCAAAGAACGCCAUGCCGGAAGCCGCUCCCAAUCCUUUCAACACCCCUCCUCGAACCCCGUCUCAUUCGGCAACAGACGGUGACAGUGUGACCCAAUCAACUGGCGUUUGGACUGAUGAUAUGCCCUCGUUGCAGAGUGAAACCUUCAACCACAGCAAGAAGUCCGAGCAAGCCUUUAGUGAGGCCGGCGUCCUCCAACCCUUUACCAUCCAACCUUUCAGAGAAGAAAUCUCGCGCAUUAUUGCCAUCUACAUCGCCCUCGAUAGUGCUCGUCUCUUGAAUCUAUCCGCAAAGGAAAGGGCUGUUGUGCUCAAGGCGCUGUCCAUCACCACCCAUCCGUCGGCUUUCCGUGAUGUCAUUGCAACAGUCGAAUGGUCUCUUCGGCACCAAGCCCACCCCAAUUUCAUUCGCUGGACCAUCUGUAAUGGCAACCCCCCCAGACAGACGUUUGCCCGAGGACUUGGAGUCGGCGGCAUCGUCGCUGGAAUCGUCUAUGCCAUCGUCAUUACUCUCAGCUCCGCCAACCGAGGUUGGAGGGCAUUGGCUUUUCUGGGUUUGUUCAUUGGCAUUGCAACCCUUUUCGCUGCUUGGAAGGGCAUGUGUGUGGUUCUGCAUGGUAUGCAUCAUCGACAUCUUCGACCCUGGGAAUUGUUCAGCGACUCAGACGACUCCGAAUCCGAUUUCUCCCUCGGCAAAGGCUCUUUCGACAGUCUCGGUUCAGCCAACAGUUAUGAAGACGAACCCUGGGUCGCAAAAUACGAGAAGCGCAACAUCAUUCGCAGAAUAUUUGAUCGAGAGGUGUGGAUCCAAGAACCAAUGCUGCGCCAGAUUCAGGAUACAAUCUUUGUCCAAGCCCUCAUCACAGCCUUCAUCAUUUCUGCCGUCAUCACUGCAAUCUUCUUGGCAGUCCCUGCUGGUAACUUCUUCUAAAUUGAUACCGUGUCAUCUCAUCCCUAUCUGCAGGGACAGUCUUCUGGAAGUCCUCUUUCGGAUACUAGCACGCACUUACACCUUGCUUUGUUGGUGUUACUGUCAGCAGUGGUAUUUGAGACGUGGUCGAGACCCGUUGGGUAUCUGGUCAUUCUGUAAUUAUACUAUACCCGCUUGAUUGCCCCUAACCUAUCGACGAUUGUGAUAUUUAUCGUAG